Molecule: messenger RNA, 1544 nt
Organism: Periconia digitata
Lineage: Eukaryota; Fungi; Ascomycota; Dothideomycetes; Pleosporales; Periconiaceae
Source: the annotation of a GenBank genome assembly
AUGCCUUCCUUCACAGCUUUCACGGCAGCCCUCGCUCUUGUGAGCAGUGCUGUUGCUUCACCUGUCGAGCUCAGAAAGCGUGAAUUCAGUAUCGAGCAAGUGGCCCGCAAGACCUAUCUCAAGAAUGGUCCUGCUACCGUUGCGAAGACGUACCGAAAGUUCGGCAAAGCUGUCCCUGAGUACAUCCUCAAGGCUGCGGAACUCGGUCCCAGCGAUGAUGUGAUGUCGGUUCAGGCUGCCGAUGGUGAAAACGGCACCGCCCCUGCGACGCCAGGAGAUGAAUACGACUCUCUGUAUCUCACUCCAGUGACGCUUGGAUCGAAGACGGUUCAUCUAGACUUUGACACUGGCAGUUCAGAUCUAUGGGUAUUCAGUUCAUUGCAGCCAACAACCCAGCUUUCGGGCCACGACUACUACCAGGCCGAUUCUUCCAAGCAAAUUGCUGGCGCGACUUGGAAAAUCUCGUACGGUGAUGGCUCUGGGGCUUCGGGGAAGGUUUACGCAGACAAAGUUCAGGUUGGUGGAGUGACCGCUACAACGCAGGCCGUGGAGGCCGCUACUUCCGUCUCGUCACAAUUUGCACAAGAUAGGGACACAGAUGGAUUGCUAGGCUUAGCCUUUUCCUCGCUCAACACUGUGAAGCCCCAGCAGCAAAAGACGUUCUUCGAUACGGUUCACACCCAGCUUGCGAAGCCCCUCUUCGCCGCCGUGCUCAAGUACCACGCCGCAGGCAGCUACGACUUUGGCUACAUUGACAGCUCCAAAUACACUGGUGAAAUCACAUAUGUCGAUGUCGACACCAGUGAGGGCUGGUGGCAAUUCUCCUUCAGCGGGUAUUCCAUCGGAACCGGUUCUGUCACCACGAGCGAAAUCAACGGAAUUGCCGAUACUGGCACUACACUCCUCUACCUCCCUCCUGCCGUCGUCAAGGCCUACUACGCAAAAGUCUCUGGCUCGUCCAACAGCAAUACGUACGGUGGCUACGUGUUCCCGUGCUCGGCUACUCCCCCAGACUUCAACCUCGUUCUCAAUGGGGUCAAGCAGCGCGUGCCCGGCAAAUACGUCAACUAUGCCCCCGUUCAGACAGGCUCAUCUACUUGCUACGGGGGUAUUCAAACCAACGAUGGUAUUGGGUUCAGCAUUUUUGGCGACAUCUUCUUGAAGAGCAAGUAUGCGGUUCACGAGAUGAGCGAAACCCCCAGGAUCGGGUUCGCUGACCAAGUUGGAAUAUAAUUGGAAUGACGAUGUGGCACAAGUGUGAUCGUGUUAAUCAUUUCUUUUGUUUUUUCAGUAUCAACUUGUAAAUUAAAGUAAUUUCAUCACAUUCGAAUCGCACGUUGUGAAAAUAAGCUCACAGAUCAAACAAACGCCAUGCUAGUAGUUUUCACUCGUGAGACCUUGGCGAGAUCGUGCCGAUACCAAACUACAUGCAUCAUGUUGACCAUGUAUAAAGUCGCUGUAUGUUGGGAGACUAGGAAGUCAUGUCUUUCGCACGACUUGAGCGCUCGUUCCUGCGAGCCAUCGAAGCUCGAGUCGUCUCUAUC